Messenger RNA from Medicago truncatula (barrel medic), 2676 nucleotides. RefSeq lists its product as uncharacterized. The record is from RefSeq and is a predicted model, not a curated record. Gene Ontology annotation, biological process: DNA integration. Gene Ontology annotation, molecular function: RNA-DNA hybrid ribonuclease activity; nucleic acid binding. Lineage: Eukaryota; Viridiplantae; Streptophyta; Magnoliopsida; Fabales; Fabaceae. The coding region runs from base 1 to 2676 and encodes 891 amino acids. The transcript has a single exon.
AUGCCAGGUCUGGAUACUGAUAUUGUGGUACACCAUUUGCCUUUGAAGCCCGAGUGUCCGCCGGUCAAGCAGAAAUUGAGAAGAACCCGUCCUGAUAUGGCCCUCAAGAUCAAAGAGGAAGUGCAAAAACAGAUCGAUGCAGGUUUCCUCGUUACAUCAAAAUACCCUCAAUGGCUAGCCAACAUAGUGCCUGUUCCGAAGAAGGAUGGCAAAGUCAGAAUGUGUGUUGAUUACCGUGACCUUAACAAAGCUAGUCCCAAAGAUGAUUUUCCAUUACCUCAUAUUGAUGUACUGGUUGACAACACUGCAAAAUCCAAAGUGUUCUCCUUCAUGGAUGGUUUCUCCGGUUACAAUCAGAUCAAGAUGGCGCCCGAAGACAGAGAGAAGACGUCUUUCAUCACACCUUGGGGCACUUUCUGUUACAGAGUAAUGCCGUUUGGUUUGAUCAAUGCAGGAGCUACUUAUCAAAGGGGUAUGACUACUAUCUUUCACGACAUGAUACACAAAGAGAUUGAGGUUUAUGUGGAUGACAUGAUCGUCAAGUCAAUCACUGAAGAACAACAUGUUGAGUAUUUGCUAAAGAUGUUCCAACGGCUAAGAAAGUACAGACUUCGCCUAAAUCCCAACAAGUGUACUUUUGGUGUCAGAUCCGGAAAGCUUCUGGGCUUCAUUGUUAGUCAGAAAGGUAUUGAAGUAGAUCCAGACAAGGUCAAAGCCAUCAGAGAAAUGCCAGCUCCACAAAUAGAAAAACAAGUAAGGGGGUUUCUCGGACGACUGAAUUACAUCUCCCGUUUCAUUUCUCAUAUGACUGCAACAUGUGGGCCGAUAUUCAAACUCCUCCGCAAAGAUCAAGGGAUUGUUUGGACAGAAGAUUGCCAGAAAACCUUUGAUAGCAUCAAAGUGUACUUACUAGAACCUCCGAUUCUCAUCCCUCCAGUUGAAGGAAGACCACUAAUCAUGUACCUAACUGUAUUGGAAGAUUCCAUGGGUUGUGUGCUCGAACAACAAGAUGAAACCGGAAGAAAGGAGCAUGCCAUUUAUUAUUUGAGCAAGAAGUUUACUGACUGUGAAUCUCGCUAUUCCAUGCUCGAGAAAACCUGUUGUGCACUAGCCUGGGCUGCAAAACGCCUCCGCCACUAUAUGAUUAGUCAUACUACAUGGUUGAUAUCUAAGAUGGAUCCGAUCAAGUACAUCUUUGAGAAACCCGCUUUGACAGGAAGAAUUGCCCGGUGGCAGAUGUUAUUAUCCGAAUAUGAUAUUGAGUAUCGUACCCAAAAAGCAAUCAAAGGCAGUAUCCUUGCUGAUCACUUGGCUCACCAACCAAUUGAAGACUAUCAGCCCAUCAAGUUCGACUUUCCUGAUGAAGAGAUUAUGUAUUUAAAGAUGAAAGAUUGUGAUGAACCGCUACUCGGGGAAGGUCCAGAUCCUGAAUCAAAAUGGGGUCUAAUAUUCGACGGAGCUGUUAAUGCUUAUGGUAGCGGAAUUGGGGCAAUCAUUGUUACUCCUAAAGAUACACACAUCCCCUUCAUGGCCAGGCUAACGUUCGACUGUACAAACAACAUGGCAGAGUACGAAGCGUGUAUUAUGGGUAUCGAAGAAGCCAUCGAUCUGAGAAUCAAGAACCUCGACAUUUAUGGUGACUCAGCCCUCGUAAUCAAUCAAAUCACAGGAGAAUGGGAGACUCGUCACCCCGGCUUGGUUCCCUACAAAGACUAUGCAAGACGAUUACUGACUUUCUUCAACAAAGUCGAGCUACACCAUAUUCCUCGUGAUGAAAACCAGAUGGCGGAUGCUCUGGCUACUUUGUCUUCGAUGUACCAAGUAAAUCGUCGGAAUGAAGUGCCACUGAUCCAUAUCAGACGUCUUGAGAGACCCGCUCAUGUAUUCGCCACUGAAGAAGUUGUUGAUGACAAGCCAUGGUUCCACGAUAUCAAAUGUUUCCUUCAAAGGCAAGAGUAUCCACUCGGAGCAUCCAAUAAAGACAAGAAGACUCUAAGAAGAUUGUCUGGCAAUUUCUUCCUAAACGGGGACAUUUUGUAUAAAAGAAACUUUGACAUGGUGUUGCUCAGAUGUGUUGACAAACAUGAGGCAGACUUAUUGAUGCAUGAAAUACACGAAGGAUCCUUUGGGACUCAUUCUAGCGGACAUACAAUGGCCAAGAAGAUACUGAGAGCAGGUUAUUACUGGAUGACAAUGGAAGCCGAUUGUUACAAGCAUGCCAGGAAGUGUUAUAAGUGUCAAAUCUAUGCCGAUAAGAUUCAUGUGCCGCCGACUGCACUCAAUUUUCUUUCCUCUCCGUGGCCGUUCUCUAUGUGGGGCAUUGACAUGAUUGGGAGGAUUGAACCCAAAGCUUCAAAUGGGCACCGCUUCAUUUUAGUGGCUAUUGACUAUUUCACCAAGUGGGUUGAAGCUGCAUCCUAUGCUAAUGUGACCAAACAAGUGGUAGUCAAGUUUAUCAAGAAUCAUAUUAUCUGCCGUUAUGGUGUCCCUAGCCGGAUAAUUACAGACAACGGGACGAAUCUGAACAACAAGAUGAUGAAAGAGUUGUGUGAUGAUUUCAAAAUCGAGCACCAUAAUUCUUCGCCUUACAGACCUCAGAUGAAUGGUGCUGUCGAAGCUGCAAAUAAGAACAUAAAGAAGAUCGUCCAGAAGAUGGUGGUGACUUAUAAGGACUAG